CCCCGAGGAGGGCGCGCGCCCGGCUCCCUCCCCGGCUGCGCCUAGCGCAGGCCGCGCGCACCCGGUGGCGAUCAACAAGAGGAUCAUCCAGGCCGCCGACUCGGGCCACGCGCAGCUGCUGCUCGCCGCCAUAGGGGCGCACCUCCCGUGCAUGAACGUGGUGAACCUCGCGACCUCCCUGUUCCGCCUCGCCCGGCUCGCGGCUGCCCAGCCUGGGUUGCAGGCAUCGCUGCAGCGCAGCCUCACGCUGCUGGAGCUGCUGCAGGCGAUCGAGGCCAGGUUGCCGGCCGCAGACUCCCAGGACGCUGUGUUGCCGCAGUCGAUCAGCAACAUAUCCUGGUCGAUGGCCAUCCUCGGUCUGCCCCGGCCUCACCUGCUCGAGCUGCUCGCUGGCCUCGCGGUGGCCGCCAUGCCCCAGUUCAAGGACUACGAGCUCUCCUCGAUGCUGUGGGCCUUUGCGAAGCUCGGGGCGGGCACGGCGGCGAGGGAGGCCACUGGCUCCCUCUUCUGGGCCGCCGCCGCGCACCUCGGCGGGCGGCUGCCGAGCGUGCAGAUGCGGACCCUGGUGACGGUCGUGUGGUCCUUCGCGACGUGCCGGGUCAGGCACCCCGUGCUCUUCAGGGCGGUGGCGGCAGAGAUGUGCGGCAAGAAGGCGGGGCAGACCGACGGCCGCGAGGUCUCCAACACCAUCUGGGCUUUCGCCACGGCGGGCGUGAGGGACCAGGGCCUCAUGCGGGCCCUCGGAGACGUGGCCGAGAGGACGCUGUGCACGUUCAAGCCGCAGGAGGUCUCGAACACGCUGUGGGGCCUCGCGACCCUGGGCUUCCACCGCCCCGCCCUCCUCGAGCACGCCUCGAGGCUGCUACCGGCCAUGGACCUCGACCCGCAGCACCUGGCCAACAUCCUGUGGGCGGCCGCCACCAGCGACAGGGACGCCAGAGCGGUGGCCCGCACCGUGGUCACAGCGCUGCUGCCCCGCUGCCGCGCCUGCUGCCGUGCGUUCAAGCUAGAGGAGGCGUCUUCUGUGCUGAUGGCGCUCUCGAGGGCGUUCGGGCGCGACCGCGCGGGAGAGCUGGCGGGGCCGGGCGCGCCGCCCGAUGCGUUGAAGCUCUGCGCCAUGCUCGAGCAGACGAUGCUGCCGCACGUUGGCUCCGUCCCGGCCCAGUCGCUGUGCCGCAUCCUGGAGUCUCUCGCGGCCUUGGGGCUCGAGGACGGCCCGUUGGCCACGGCGCUGGAGCGAGAGGCCAGGCGCCGCGCUCCCAAGCUGCCCGCGACAGGGCUCGUCUUGCUGCUGAAGGGCCUGCUGGCUGUCCGCGGCACUAGCGGCGCUGCCCUGAGCUGCGUCGCAUCCUGCCUGGCGAGAGAGUGCCCCAUGCAGCAGCAGGAGGUGUCCUUCCUGCAGCACGUGCUCCAGCAGCAAGGGCUGUGGCGCUCGAGCCCGUGCCUCGCGGACCGCCUGCGCGAGCUGGCAUGGCGCGCGGCGGCCGGCGGCGAGGAGGUGGCGACGAGGGGCGCUAACGGUGGCGCACAGCGCGCGCCGUCGCGAGCCUCCGCGCGGGCGAGGGGCACCGUGCCGGCGCAGGAGACGGGCUGCGGCGGCCCUGGCCCUGCAGGGUGGUGCGGCAGCGGGGGCCGCCGCCGAGGCGCCCCGUCUGUGCGCCCCGCGGCGACGCCGAGCCAGCGGCAGGCUGACGAGGACAUCGAUGAAGACCUCACUCGGCCAGCGCCGUGGGGUCGCAGCGCCACUGCUCCCGCGAACAUGGACGAGCCCGCGAGGUUCCCGCACGUCCGCUGGUGCCGCCAGUGGUCGGACGGCAGCGCCGCCGCGUCCACCGCGGUGCCGACUGUCGAGAACCUUGUACACUUCGCGUCGAGUAUGAGCGAUGUGAGCGAGGAGUCGUGCCCCGUCGAGGCGCUGGGCGAGCUGGCGGAGCACUGCCCGGAGGCGCCCGCUUUCGCCAGGCACACCACUGAGCCAGCUCUCCGGCCGCCGGCCGACGCCCUGGAGACCUACCGGGUGAGGAACACCUUCCUCGAGAAGGUCGAGCUCCCGGGCGAGGGGCGCGCCGGCAGGUCCCGUGCAAGGUCGGAGCCGCCGCCUGUUGCCGCAUGAAGCCCGCACAGCGAGUGCCCCCUUCCUCGCCCCGCCCCCCCUUCCGAGGAAGCGCAGGCAUGGAUUCGGGUGCGCAGAUUGGCGGCGAGCCCCGCUUCCAUACGGAGUCGGCGCGCUCCGUCGCCAAACGCGAAAGCGCUGGCGCCAUGUCUCGAGGGGCACUCUCCCCGAUCCGUCAAUUCGGCGCCCACGCGCCAGAUCCACAGAUCCCCAGCCCAUGCCAGCGUGUGCCCGGCCUGUGCGCGCCGCCGGGAGCUGCACGGGGCUUGGGAGCUGCACGGGGCUCGCGUCUGCGGCGGUCUGGGCGCCGCAGCCCCCUGCGCAGUGUAACAUCCUGCGGACAUUUUUCAAAAAUUCUUGGCGCGCCCGCGUGGCCGAAAAAGGACCCGCUUCCCAUUCGGCAGCAUUCGCUACAGAAUCAAGUCCCCCCUCUCGAGCAAGCUGACACAACACAGGCGUGUUUAACACAUGCGCACGGCCGUCUGGGCCACUCCAAGCCGACACGCGGUGCAUGCCGCGUGCUGGCGCUCAUGUUGCGUACGUUGAUGCGGCGCCCCCGCAUGCUUUGCAGGCGUUCGGAGACGCCCCCGGCCGUCUAGGCCAGCUGAAGUCGAUGCCAAGUGGAUGCCUCGAGUGACCACUCUCCAUCCUUCCCCUCCUCGACCCCCCCCCUUCUCCCACGCCUCACAUUUUCCUCUGCUGCCCGGCGGAGUGCGCCUUUCUGCGUUCGGGCGCCCUGUCGAGCGCAGACGGCAUACCGUGUAAGCUCGCUCUCACCGCUGCAGGCCCUUCAGGAUCGAGCCCAGACUGAUGAGGAGGAGCUGCACGGAGCGCGUAAUCGCGGCGGGCGCGGUGUCGCAGACGCCCGUGUCCCUUAGUGUUCGUUGAUUUUUCAAUUCCUGGCUGCGCUUUCCGCACGGGAGAAUAUGUUCGCGCCUUUGGCGACGGCCGUUGGAGCCACUUCACGCCGAGACGUGGUCCUGCCUGGGCGCCGUUCAUCUACGGCCGAUGUUGGCCAGUUUCACACUACAGCGGCUCUGCGCGCGCCGUUCGACGCAGGCGGGAAACUCGUAUGGCCGAUGGAAACCCAAA
Molecule: messenger RNA, 3205 nt
Organism: Prorocentrum cordatum
Lineage: Eukaryota; Dinophyceae; Prorocentrales; Prorocentraceae
Source: the annotation of a GenBank genome assembly